AGGCCUUGGCCACAGUGACCACUUCUCUCGUGGUGGCUCAAACCUUGCCCCACGCCUGGGGGUGGGUGGGCAGUGGAACGUAUAAGGCAGACCCAGCCAUCAGGACACCUAGGCUUGUGCAGAGCCUCGUCCAAGGGUUGUGGUCGGGCUGGACCAGGGACGCUGUAGCCUCUCGCCAUGCCUGCCCCACCUGGGCAGGCGCUGGACUUCCUCCUGUCCGCCCUGCUGCUGGGACUCACAGCUGGGAAGUUCUUCAUCACCCUCACGGGCCCUUCCUCGAGGACAACCCCCGGAGCUUCCGUGCCUUUCAACUGCACGGCUGGCCCCUUCGGCUCCCAGGACAUCAAUGUCACUUGGCUGAAGGACAGCGACGAGCACCCAGCCUCGGCGCAGCACCUGCUGCCUCACGACGGAGGCAAUUACUCGGUCAGCAGCAAGGCCUGGGUGACGCUGGCCCGCCAGGACGUGUGGUCCACGAUCGCCUGCGAAAUCACACACCGCGUCCUGCCCAAGCCCCUGCGGGCGGCCCUGAACCUCUCGCAGGUGCUCCGAGUCAUCCCCACCCUGAGGAUCACCACCAACCCGUCUGCGACCCACGUCCGCGAGCGUCAGAGAGUGAACCUCACCUGCCACGCCAGCCACUUCUACCCCUCCCCCCUGUCCCUCACCUGGAUGGAGAACAGGCACACCUUCCUGACCGUGGAGUGGCCCGCGGUCACAAGAAACGCAGACGGGACGUACUCUCUGAAGCACACGUGGCAGGCAGAGGCCACGCUGGAAGGGAGUGAGUUUGCCUGCUGGGUGGUCCAGGAUGAUCAGCCUCCUGUCCAGGCCAACGUCACCCUGCGAGCACAGGCACCCGAGCCCAAGAAAGGCAGGAUGGCCCACUCCGUCAACCUGGAAGGCCCGCGUCAGCGCUCCAAGCCUGGCACCAGCAUCCAGCUGACCUACAGCUCCUCGGGGGUCUACACGCAGCACGUGACGGUCAUCUGGUUUAAGAACAGCAGCAAGCUGCCCAGGUCGCAGACCAGCGUGCAGCCCAGCGGGCACACCUACAACGUGACCAGCAGCGUGCUCGUGCCGCUCCGGGCGGACGACCUGUUCUCCUCCGUCGUCUGCCAUGUCAAGCACGGGCCCACGCUGGUCUUCGAGCAGUCUGUCCACCUGAGCCAGUACCUCCGGGCGUCCUCCGGCUUGGUGGCGGUCACCUGCCACGUGCAGAGAUUCUAUCCACAAAGUGUGUAUCUCACCUGGGUGGAGGACUGCCACACGCAAAAGGGAACCGAGCAGCCCCUGUCCAGGAGGAACGGAGACGGCUCCUACAGCCUGAAGAGCUUGCAUCUCGUGAAUGCGUCGGUGCAGAGGACUGAGCGGGUGGUUACCUGCAGGGUGCAGCACGAGGACCAGCCUCCCGUCCAGGCCAGCCUCAUCCUGUCCACGACAGCACGCACCCUCGGGAGCCCAGGUCUGGAAAUCCCUGCCGUUGUCUUUGUGGCCUUACUCCUGGGCCUCAAGGUUCUGCUGGUGUUGAGUUUCACGGUCACCUACAUCUGCAGGUGGCGACACCUGUGACAGUUCCUGUAUGCCCUGUGAUACGUUGCCUGCUGCCCUCUCCAGCGGGUUCAAUUGGGAAGAAGAAGCUGCAAAGACCCCUAGGUCACCAAGACCCCUGCCCGUCUCUCUGCCAUCCCAAUGGACAUGCUCCCUCCCCAACACUCCCCUGCUCUUCCCUCCCUCAGAGCUCUGGAGCUGAGUUACAGAUGAGGCCAUGGGCUGCCUUGGUCCCGCCGUGCUGAGUUACACUCCACUCUAAAGAGAAGCAGUCUGCUCAGGGAAACAGGGCUCCAUCCUGCCCUUGAUCAUGACCAGCUCUUAGUUUUCAGAGCACUUUCUUCCUUUUAUCUGAGGCUUUUGUAAUAUGAUUUUAUUUUAACAUGUAUUUAUUUUGAAAUCACCAAAAUAUUGAAUAAGCAGUUUUCUACUCUGAAAUCUAUAAUAUAAAAAAUACCCAUGGACCCAUCAUUCUGCCUUCACAAAAUAUUUACUUUUGCCAUUGUAUCCUUUAGUUCCUUCUUAAAAACCUUGUCUUGAAGUUGGUCAUUCCUAAGCAUGAUUUUACACUGUUAUGACAUAUGGAUAAACCCUUAAGGAACGGACAGCAUUCCUUGGCAUGUUUCAAAUUUUACAUGUUAUUAUAUUGUACACAGCAUUCUGGAACUUUAUUUAUUAUGCAUAGGAGUUUAUGGAAUUUAUCCCUGUAGAUGUGUGUAGCUCCAUUUGAUUAAUUCCCCGCUGCUCUGUGGUCUUCCAUGCAGGCAUACCGCACCGUUUAUAGAUUCUUGACAUGAUGGAGAGUGAAGCUUUAUUCAAUGUUUUUGCUGGGACAGCUUUGCAACAGACAUUCAUAUAUUUGUUUCCUUGGGUACACGUAGGAGAGUCCCCUUGUUCUCUGCUAGUGUUGUUCACAAAGCAACAGCGUUGUUAGCAUUUGGAAGCUUUUGUUGUAGAAAUUUGUUUGCAGUGUUGCUCUUUUUUCUGGCGAGUGUGUGUGUGUGCACCUGCAUGCAUGCUAUAGAUGGUAGCAUCUUUUUUCCUGCAAGCAUGCAUCAUCCAGCACUCUCAGAAUGCAUCUCCAUCCCUGCCAUCUAUCAACUCUCUAGAAACCUGAGCUCUCUUGAUGACCUCUUUGUUCCACUGAUCUACUUACCCCUCCCUUUGUCAACACUGCACUCUUAGUUUGAAUAACUUCGUAAUAAGUUUUGAUACUCCUUUAGGGCAAAUCGCCUCACCUUUUCUUGUUCAAAAUUGUCUGGCCUAUUCUUGGCCCAAAUGUAUUUUAAACUCACCCUGCUGAGUUUCAUGAAAACCCUUUUAGAAUGAUUUGAUUGCAUUGAAUUUAUACAUUAAUUUGGGCAAAUGGACCUCUUGCCAAUAUUGAGUCUUCCCAUUGAUGGGCAUAGCCUAUCUCUUCUUAUUUGGGUUUUCUUUUAUAACUGUCAAUUUAUAAUUUUGCAGUUUCUUCCCCCAUAAUGGUUGUAUGCAUUCUUAGAGCUACCUUUAAUACUUUCUGGUUUAUGAAAUCUCUAAAAAUUAUGAUUACUUUUUUUCACUGGUUUUUGACUGCUGAAUAGGCUUGAAGCUGGGUUUUGAACAUCAAUCUUAUAUUCAGAAAGCUUAUAAAAUUCCCUCGCUAUUGCUAAUAGUGUGGACAAUCUUUUUUGUGUAACUCCUUUACGCUAACCUAAUGGUCUUACACUCCAUUUUCAGCUGUAUCAAGGUUCCACGUGCACACAGGCUAGGAGCAGAACAGCCCUGUGAGUUCUCCGUAGGAAGCCUGGAGCCGGCCUGGCAGCCACGCACAGUCCACUCCCACCGGCUGCCAUCUGCAACCCUGUUAGCUGAUUAUGCCAGGUUUUACAUCUCACACACGGGUUGAUGAUGCUGAUUUUGAUUUUUUACUCUUAGGCAUUACUGAUUGACUUCCCACGACCCAUGUAAUGGCCUCUACUGCUGACUUCCUGUCACACUUGCUCCUCCCAUCCCCCCAAUGUGAUCAUCCCAUAAUUUGGGACAGCUUAACAGGCAGUGUCUUCAUUAUAAUGACCAAGUGAAUGCUAUUUAUAACCAAGCCUGACCAUUCCCAGCUUCUGCUUAGGUCGAGUCUUUCACACACAGCGCCGUGACCCUAAAGGGUUCCCUGUGGGUUGCUUCUUAGUGACCCCACUCCCACUAUUCCAAAUCCCUGGCAAAUGCUAACCUCUGCUCCAUCUCUGUCACUUUGAUGGUGAUCAGUAAGGACGCUCCUACAGUAUGUGACACUGUCUCUCUCUGUUCAACUGAAUGCCUUUAAGAUCCCUAUAAGUUGUCACAAAUACUUCCUUCCUUUUCUCCACCAAGUAGUAUCUCGUCAGAUGGAUGGGCAGUUUGUUUAAUUAUCCACCUGUAAGGUGUUCUGGUUGUUUCCAGCAUUCCAUCACUACAAAAUGAUAUGCUAUAAACAUGCAUGCAUAGGUUUCUCUGUGUACGUAAGUGUUCAUUUUCUGGGAUAAAUAUAUGGGAAUGCAAUUGUUGAGUCACUAUAAUAAGCUUAUGGUUCAGAUUUUUGAGAAAUUGCUAGCCUACUUUAGAUCAGCUGUGCCGGUUUACAUUCCCACCUGCAAUGGGCGAGAGAUGCCUUCUCCACGUCCUAGCCAGCAUUUGGUAUUGUCACCACAGUUUAUUAUCACUAUUCAGUUAAAUACAUAGUAAUAUCUCACUGUGGUCUUCACUUGCAUUUUCCUAAUGGCGGUGAAGUGAAGCAUUUUUUCAUUGUUUGGUUGCUAUUUGUAUCUCCUCGCUGGUGAAAUGUCUCUUUAUGUCCUUUGCCUGUUUAUAAUAAGAAUUCUUGGUUUUUUUCUCAUGUUUGCUGUUGAGUUGUGAGAGUUAUGUUGGAGAUUUGAGGCCUUUGUUAGAUGUGUGGUUUGCAGAUACU
This is a messenger RNA of Oryctolagus cuniculus (rabbit), 4471 nucleotides long. Lineage: Eukaryota; Metazoa; Chordata; Mammalia; Lagomorpha; Leporidae. The record is from RefSeq and is a predicted model, not a curated record.